AUGGCUCCUCCUGCAAAUGGCAACUCCGUCUCCGGACACCAACUGGCUGCUACGUAUGCAGACAAAAUCAAGGACAAGAUCAUUCUUGUUACUGGAGUAUCUCAAGGAAGUCUUGGAGAAGAGUACUGCUUAGCUAUUGCUAAGUUUCAGCCCAAGAUUUUGAUUCUCGCAGGUCGCAGUGCCGACAAAGUCAAAUACAUGUCCGAUGCUAUCUCGAAGAUCGACUCCAAAAUGGCCACCAAGUUUCUUGAACUGAAUCUUGAAUCUCUCUCUGCAGUCAAAAAGGCGGCUGAAACAGUUAACUCUUGGGAUGAUGUGCCAUAUAUCGACGUCUUCUGCCACAAUGCUGCCAUCAUGGGUACGACCCACGGCGUGACAACAGACGGCUUCGAGAGGCAGUUGGGCAUUAAUUAUCUGGCUACUUGGGUCUUUACAAACACCAUUUUACCGAAGAUUCUCAAAUCACAGGACCCAAGGGUUGUGCUUCUUGGUAGCGAUGGUCAUCGCUGGGGCCCGAUUCGCUGGAAUGAUCACAAUUUCAAGGGUGGUGAAGCUUACAAUAGAUGGCGUGCAUACGGUCAAUCAAAAACAGCAAUUCACCUGUAUGCUCUCUAUCUUGGUAAACUACUUGGAAAGAGGGCACAGGUAUUCGGCCUCGACCCUGGUGUGAUAAUGACCCCAUUGGGAGGACACGUUGACUGGGCAGGCGAAUUUGGAGACAUCAACAAAAUCGACUUUGAACUGGGUAAUGAAGAAGCCGCGAAUGGAUGGCCAAAGUACCGAAGUAAAGAAGCGGGCAUCGCAACGAGUGUCUAUGCUUCAUUUGAUCCAGAUCUUUCGGAAUAUACUGGAGCGUACCUCGCAGAUUGUCAGGUCGCAGACCCUUAUGUUCAUACUGUCAGACCUUGGGCAUCCAGCGAAGUCGAGGCCAAUAAGCUCUGGAAGUGGACUGAAGAGCUCCUCAACCUGAAGUUUUCAUUCUAA
Trichoderma breve is the source of this 984-nucleotide messenger RNA. Its product is annotated as short chain dehydrogenase domain-containing protein. The record is from RefSeq and is a predicted model, not a curated record. Bases 1 to 984 code for a protein of 327 amino acids. The transcript is spliced from 4 exons. NCBI's taxonomy places the organism in Eukaryota, Fungi, Ascomycota, Sordariomycetes, Hypocreales, Hypocreaceae.